Meloidogyne enterolobii is the source of this 613-nucleotide messenger RNA. NCBI's taxonomy places the organism in Eukaryota, Metazoa, Nematoda, Chromadorea, Rhabditida, Meloidogynidae. The record is from the annotation of a GenBank genome assembly.
CUUAUUUUAGUCUACGAUUUUUCCGACCUAAGGGCGUACAUUUUAACGAGAUUCAAUUAUUUAACUAGAGAAAUUGGACUGUCUUUUAAUAAUUCAUACAUGAAAAACUGAGUUAAGGAGUUUCCUAAAAGAUGCCUCCACCACAAAAUAGGGUAUUCAAUGUCCGCAAAUUUAUGUCCGCAAAACUCAAUACACCCAUUUUAUUUUUUUUUUCAAAUAAUUUUUUCCCCAUUUUCCCCCUUUUCCGGUUGUUAUAUUUAAAUAGAAAAAAUUUUAUUUUAGUCAGAAGACACAUUUUCUCUAUACCAAAAAUGCAAAAAGUAAUUAGCCUUUUUUGGGGAGGGGCAUUUCAAGAGUAUAAAUGAUGUAAAAAUACAAAAAUAACUAAAAAGACCAAAAAUUGGUUUUUAAAAAAUUCUAUAAAUAUUUGAUUAAUGUGUAUUUAGUUGAAAUUGUUUGUUUAAUAAUUUGUUGCCUAUUCUAGACAUUUUACAUAAAAUUUUUUUCUUAUUUUUAACAUUUUCUGUCUCAAAUAAUAUUUGUUAAUUACUAGCUGAUUAAGUGAGAAAUAGGUAGUCUUUUUAGUGUAAGAAAAUAAUAAAUCAGAAUUUAA